ACACUCUGAUCUUCAAAACCAGUAACAAAGAAAAAUGGAGGUGAAUCUAUCAGCAGCACUGGAAACCCUAACUCCAUCACAAUACAUCACAUUCACAAUCCCAUCUCCAAUCAAACACCGCCACCUGUCCUCCUUCCACACUCCACUCCUUCACGUCGCCGUCCUCGAUUCUCCAACGUUGUCAGACACCCUUCCGCCGUUAAUCGCCGCCAUGAUCGUCCCAAACCACCGUGAAACCGACUGGAACUUCUGCACAAAAUCCGGCCACCUUCAGCUCUUAUCAUCCAAUGUCUCUCGUCUCAUCCUAAUUGGUAAUCAUUUUGAUAAUAAUAUAUCUUAUUAUAAUAAUGAUAAAAAUGAAUAUUGUGUUUAUAUUCGGCCCCCGGUUAUUGAUGCCUUAGAUAAGGAGAAACUAGAGAGUGAAUUAAAAGACUUAGUUAUUGCUUUACACCCGAAAUUGUGUUUUCAAAACGGUGUCCCGAAAAACGUGUUGUUUUUGAGUUACGAAGAUGAUGUGUUGUGUAGUGUGAUUGUGGGUAGGUUUGUCGGUCGUUUUGUUGGUGAGUUUGUUGUUGAGGAUGUUCAAGUGGAAGUGAAGGAUGGUACGGAGAAAGAAUUUAGGAGACGGUUGAGGUUUAAAAGAAUGCCUAAUUUGAUACAAUCACAAGUGCGUCUUGUUUGUGGUAAAGGUGACGUGGCGGGUGAUAUUGGGAGAUUGGAUUUAGGACGUUUGAGGGAAAUGAAGGAGGUUGAGUUUAGAGUUGAUACGGGGAUUUUGGUUCAUGCGUAUUUGAAUCCUAUGGUUUGUGGACUCUUUUUGAUUGUUGUGCCUUUAAAUGAACGAAUUGAACGAGGGUUGACUCCAAGAGCGUUGUGUUUAGGGGUUGGUGGUGGUGCUCUGUUAAGUUUCUUGAAUGCCCAGUUGGGGUUUGAAGUUGUUGGUGUGGAGGCCGACGAGGUUGUUUUGAGUGUCGCGAGAAAAUAUUUUGGGUUAAAGGAUGGGCAAUUUAUCAGAAUAAUUGUUGGAGAUGCCAUAAAAUUGAUUGAAAAUGUUGGGUCUCUAGGAACUAGCGAAGAUAUUUUGAAUGGUAAAUUUGAUGUAGUUAUGGUUGAUUUGGAUUCGAGCAAGGCCGUCUAUGGGCUUAGUGCUCCUCCACCGGAAUUUGUUAAGAAAUGUGUUCUCCAGGCCAUGAGAAGAGUUCUUCAUGAUCACGGUGUUCUUGUCAUCAAUGUGAUCCCUCGUGACAAACUGUUCUAUGAAACGUUGAUUCAAGAGCUUCGAGAUGUUUUUCACAAGGUCUAUGAAAUUGAUGUUGAUAAUGAUGGAAGUUUUGUUCUUAUGGCCACUUUGUCACCAAUCACCUCUAUUGACAAUGAUAAUGCUUUCUUGAAGAGACUGAGAUCUGUAAUUUCAGGAUCUUAUAUGGACUCCAUAGUGGAAUUGUGAGUUAUCUUUUGUGGCUAGUGUAUAGUAAAGGCCAAGUAUCAGUGCCCUAGGAUCUCAAAAGAGUCUUUUCUAGUAAAAUCCCGAAAACAACUUUAUUCAGGUAUUCAUAGUUUGUAACUAUCAAACCCAUUUUUUCAUUGGAGUAUACUCAUUUGACGUGUUACAGAAAAGUAAUUACCCAAGUCUAGCCAUUUCUAGUGAA
Molecule: messenger RNA, 1649 nt
Organism: Erigeron canadensis
Lineage: Eukaryota; Viridiplantae; Streptophyta; Magnoliopsida; Asterales; Asteraceae
Product: eEF1A lysine and N-terminal methyltransferase
Exons: 1
Coding region: 35-1447 (470 amino acids)
Source: RefSeq, a predicted model, not a curated record